Molecule: messenger RNA, 1971 nt
Organism: Drechmeria coniospora
Lineage: Eukaryota; Fungi; Ascomycota; Sordariomycetes; Hypocreales; Ophiocordycipitaceae
Product: tRNA uridine 5-carboxymethylaminomethyl modification enzyme gidA
Exons: 3
Coding region: 1-1971 (656 amino acids)
Biological process (GO): tRNA methylation; tRNA wobble uridine modification
Cellular component (GO): cytosol
Molecular function (GO): flavin adenine dinucleotide binding
Source: RefSeq, a predicted model, not a curated record
AUGCCUGACGACGGCGUCAGACACGUUCAACUAACCUGGUUUCCUCCUCUUGUCAGGCCUUUCGAUGUAAUCGUCAUCGGAGGCGGUCAUGCUGGCACCGAGGCAUGUGCCGCCGCGGCCCGAGCUGGCGCGAGAACGGCGCUUGUGACUCCCAAGAUGGAGAAUAUCGGGACAUGCUCCUGCAACCCAAGCUUCGGUGGCAUUGGAAAGGGCACCAUGAUUCGGGAGAUUGAUGCCCUCGAUGGCCUGGCGGGAAGGAUCAUCGACAAAGCUGGCGUUCAGUUCCACAUGCUGAAUCGGAAGAAAGGCCCGGCCGUCUGGGGUCCACGGGCCCAAAUCGAUCGAAAGCUGUACAUGAAGCAUAUGCGGCACGAGCUCGAGUCAUACCCGAACCUAUCCAUAGUCCUCGGCAGCGUGUCCGACGUUGUGCUCACCACCCUCGACGCCCCCACGCAGGACGGAGCGACAAGUGCCAUUGCGGGCGUGCGCCUCGACGACGGCCAAGUGCUGCCGACCGGCAGGGUCGUCAUCGCCACCGGCACCUUUCUCGAAGCCGAAAUCCACAUUGGUCUUCGGAGCUACUCGGCCGGUCGACUCGGUGAGGCGGCGACUUCUGGUCUGAGCAGGUCGCUGCGAGAUGCUGGCUUUCGGCUGGGUCGCCUGAAGACGGGCACGCCGCCGCGGCUGGACCGGGCCAGCAUCGACUUCCGGAAAUUGGAACGCCAGCUGGGCGAUGAUCCGCCCGCGCCCUUCAGCUACCUCAACACGAGCGUCGCCGUCCAGGAUCAGCUGACGUGCAGCAUCACGUACACCAACGAGGCGACGCACAAGGUUGUGCGCGAAAACCUCGACAAGUCCAUCCACAUACGUGAAUCUGUCAAGGGCCCCAGGUACUGCCCGUCGCUCGAAUCCAAGAUUAUUCGUUUUGCGGACAAGGAGCGCCAUAUCGUCUGGCUAGAGCCCGAAGGCUUCGACAGCUCCAUCAUCUACCCCAACGGGCUGUCCAUGACCAUCCCGGCCGACGCGCAGGAGCAGGUUCUUCGGACCAUCUCGGGCCUGGAGGAGGUCAAGAUGCUACAGCCCGGUUACGGGGUCGAGUACGACUACGUCGACCCUCGCGGCUUGAAGCAUUCGCUUGAGACCAAGGCCAUCUCGGGCCUGUACCUGGCCGGACAGAUCAAUGGAACGACGGGAUACGAGGAGGCCGCCGGCCAAGGCGUCGUUGCCGGCAUCAACGCGGGACGGGCCGCCUUGGGUUUGCCAGGCGUCUCCGUCUCCAGAUCCGAUGGGUACAUCGGCAUCAUGAUUGACGAUUUGAUCACAAAGGGGGUGACGGAACCCUACAGGAUGUUCACGUCACGGAGCGAGUUUCGCAUGGCAGCGAGGGCCGACAACGCCGACGUCAGGCUCACGGCGAAGGGGAGGGAGUGGGGGGUCGUGACGGACGAGCGCUGGAGCGUCUUCUGCGACGAACGGCAGCAGAUGGCCGACCUGACCAGGGCGCUAGAAACGGUGUCCCUGACGUCGGAGCAGUGGCAGCAAAGGGGAUUCCGGCUAAGAAACGACUCGAGGCGCCGCAGUGGCAUUGACAUGCUGCGCUUGUCCAACGAGCGUUCUCGCGUCGACCUCGACCGGUUGCGCGCCGUGCUGCCCGACAUUUCGUCCUACGAGCCUCGGGUGAGGGACCGCGUGGUUAUCGAGGCUUCCUACGCGCCCUACGUGAAGAUGCAGGCGGCCGAACGUGGACAGUUUGCUCACGAGGAGAGCGUUCGACUGCCGCUGGACCUCGAAUAUGAUCGGAUACCUGGCCUGUCUCUUUCGGAGAAGGAGGCGCUCAAAGCAACGCGGCCGCAGACAUUGGCACAGGCCCGUCGCAUCGAGGGCGUUACUCCGUCAGGAAGUCUUCGCCUCCUUGCUCACGUGCGCCAGCAACCCAGCGGUCACAAGCUAGCGUUUGCGGGACAAAACUGA